AUGGGGAAGAGGUAUCAUGAUAAUCAUGAAAAGCACAGUUCCUCUCGCAAAUACCGUCACCGUAGUCGUUCACGUUCACAUGGACGUGACAAAGAACUGCGUAUACAAAUGAAACCUCUAGUACUUGCUUCAGACAAUGAGUCAAGCCGACAGAAUGAAAUCAGUUAUAUUCAAGGAUCCAGUUUUACGCAGAAAAGUUUUUCUUCUUCACGUAAAGAAACCGCUAUAAUCAAUCCAGACAGAUAUUCACGAUCGAUAGGGAGUAUCAGUGCAUCUUCUGGUCAUUACUCUUCAAUGCUUUCCGAAAGAGCUCAUGAGGCCGCUAUAUUUGGACUCUCUUCCGUCCCUAUACCUUCUGUCCUCGGUACUGACCCAUCUGAGGCCAAAGAUCGAUUAGUAUCCUCUAUGGAUACUGUGAAACAAUUAAUGCAUCAUUCGCUUGAUAAAUCUGAUUCUUCUGUAUGGGAUACUUGGCUAGUUAAACUUACUUCAUUCAAGGAACGCAGAGCAAAUAUACUUCCCUCCACUACUAAUAUUCAGAAGAGGAGAAUCAAUGGCAUCGGAUAA
Messenger RNA from Heterobilharzia americana, 567 nucleotides. Lineage: Eukaryota; Metazoa; Platyhelminthes; Trematoda; Strigeidida; Schistosomatidae. The record is from the annotation of a GenBank genome assembly.